This is a messenger RNA of Pistacia vera, 731 nucleotides long. Its product is annotated as dolichol-phosphate mannose synthase subunit 3. Lineage: Eukaryota; Viridiplantae; Streptophyta; Magnoliopsida; Sapindales; Anacardiaceae. The coding region runs from base 174 to 485 and encodes 103 amino acids. The record is from RefSeq and is a predicted model, not a curated record. Gene Ontology annotation, cellular component: dolichol-phosphate-mannose synthase complex; endoplasmic reticulum membrane. The transcript is spliced from 4 exons. Gene Ontology annotation, biological process: GPI anchor biosynthetic process.
AAGAUUACUUUGUGAUCAGAGUGCUUAUAAAUGGAUCAGAUCGAUGAACAAAUUACACUGCCAAAUGAUGCUUGGGAGAUUGCGCAAGGGCUUUGAGUCCUGUAACUUUUAAUAUUGUGGAAUGGGACUUUGAGAAAUUUUCAAUAAUUAUCCCUUCUGAUGGCAGUGCUUAUAUGAUUUUACGGAUUGCAGAGCAGUUUAUCAUUGCAAAUUCAAUGAAGCAUGUUGUGAAGAUCUUGACACUAGUUGUGGCCAUCACUGCCUUUUGGAUUGGUCUCUUGCAGACUUCUGUUGUCCCAUGUAGUCAUACUUGGUUGCUGCCUAUCUAUUUUAUUGUGUCCCUGGGGUGCUACGGUUUAUUAAUGGUCGGAAUUGGUUUGAUAUGUUUUCCAACUUGUCCUCAAGAAGCACUGCUAUUGCAGCAGGACAUCAAAGAGGCCAAAGAAUACCUGAAGCGAAACAAAAUUGAUGUUGGCUCUGAUUGAUGGCUUGAACAUGGUUUCUAUUUGUUUUGGAUACAAAGAAAGAACCCAAGUUGGCAGGGAUGCCGGAUUGAAACUUAAUCUGCCAUUUUGGUAGUGCAAAUAGGUAUACAGUAGAAGUAGAGGAAACUAAAGAAUUUUUCUUUCAUUAUUUGGACAGUCUCAUGCAGACUGUCGGUGUGUGACAAAAAUUUUGAUUACACACUGAUUAACUUCAAAUUUGGAGCAAUAUGAGUUCUUGAGAUACAA